Messenger RNA from Zea mays, 1327 nucleotides. Its product is annotated as Nucleosome assembly protein 1-4. Gene Ontology annotation, biological process: nucleosome assembly. Gene Ontology annotation, cellular component: nucleus. Lineage: Eukaryota; Viridiplantae; Streptophyta; Magnoliopsida; Poales; Poaceae. Bases 2 to 1144 code for a protein of 380 amino acids. The record is from RefSeq and is marked provisional. The transcript is spliced from 12 exons.
AAUGGGCGGCGAGAAGGAAACCUUUGAUACGUCCGACCUCAACGCCUCCCUCCCCGCGGCCGCUGCAGCCCUCAGCGCCGAGGACCGCGCCGGCCUCGUCAAUGCCCUUAAGGAUAAGCUGCAGAGCCUGGCGGGCCAGCACGCCGAUGUGUUAGAGACGCUGUCGCCCAAUGUUAGGAAGCGGGUUGAGUUUUUGAGAGAGAUCCAGAGUCAACACGAUGAAAUUGAGGCCAAGUUUUUUGAAGAACGAGCUGCCCUUGAGGCAAAGUACCAGAAGCUUUAUGAACCUUUAUACACAAAGAGGUAUGGAAUUGUAAAUGGAGAAGUGGAGGUAGAUGGUGUUUGUGAUGAACCGGCCAGUGAGAAUACUGUUGAGGGAAAAGAACCAGACGCUAAAGGAGUUCCAGACUUUUGGCUUACUGCCAUGAAAACAAACGAGGUUUUGUCUGAGGAGAUACAAGAGCGCGAUGAAGCCGCUUUGAAAUAUCUAAAAGAUAUCAAGUGGUCUAGAAUCGAGGAUCCUAAGGGUUUCAAGCUGGAUUUUUUCUUUGAUACAAACCCAUUCUUCAAGAAUUCUGUCCUGACAAAAACGUACCACAUGGUUGAUGAAGAUGACCCAAUUUUGGAGAAAGCUAUUGGAACUGAAAUCGAGUGGUAUCCUGGGAAAAACCUAACACAGAAGAUUCUAAAAAAGAAACCUAAAAAAGGUUCAAAGAAUACGAAGCCUAUCACUAAAACCGAGGACUGUGAGAGUUUCUUCAACUUUUUCAAUCCCCCGCAGGUCCCUGAAGAUGAUGAUGACAUCGAUGAAGACACUGCUGAUGAGCUGCAGAGUCAAAUGGAGCAUGAUUAUGACAUUGGGACCACCAUAAGGGAUAAGAUUAUCCCUCACGCAGUUUCCUGGUUUACUGGUGAGGCUGUGCAAGGUGAGGAUUUUGGUGAGUUGGGCGAUGAUGAUGAAGAUGAUGAUGAUGAAGACGAUGACGAAGAUGAUGAGGAUGAAGAAGAGGAUGAUGAUGAGGAAGAGGAUGAUGAGGAAGAAAGCAAGCCAGCAAGGAAGUCAGGAUCUGGUCGCAGACAUAAGGCGCCACAGAAGGUGUCGCAGGGAAAUGCGGAACAACCAGCGGAGUGCAAGCAGCAGUAGAAUGGCCUGUUGAUGUUGGUUGAUGCAGUAUUUUCCAUUGAGCUGCCUAGAGGUUAUGUGUGCGCAGGCCAGAUGUUGGUGUUGAUAUCUCAAGUGUGGUUUUUAUUAGUAGGCGGUGAGGGUGUUGUCUGGAGCACUUUGGUGCUGCGUUGGUGGAUGGAUAUUGGUUUGCAACUUGUCUGC